This is a messenger RNA of Meloidogyne enterolobii, 2394 nucleotides long. Lineage: Eukaryota; Metazoa; Nematoda; Chromadorea; Rhabditida; Meloidogynidae. The record is from the annotation of a GenBank genome assembly.
AUGAUUUUAUUGUUUAUAAUAUUUGGAUUGAUCACCAUGUCAGAUGCUUCGGUUCGCAGUGCAAUGUCUAUUGAUUUGGGUGUCGAGUUUAUGAAAAUGGCGCUAGUUAAACCUGGUGUUCCUAUGGAGACAAUUUUAAAUAGAGAAUCCCAAAGGAAAACACCUUUUGCUUUGACUAUUCGAAAUGAUGAACGUUUCUUUGGUGAUGAAGCUUUGAAAAAAGCAAUUUCUGCUCCAAAGCACACAUUCCUCUUCUUUUUGGAUUUAAUUGGAAAGCCAUAUGAAGAUCCCGCGAUUAGUGACUAUCAGAAGAGAUUUCCUCACUUGGUGUUGAAAAAGAAUGAGCAGAGAGGGGGUGUUGAUUUUGUUACUGACGCUGGUCAACUCCCAAUUGAAACUCUACUUGCUAUGGUUCUUACAAAUGCGCGUGCCGAAGUAGAGGCAUAUGCUGGUAAUCCAGUUAAAGAUGCGGUCAUUGCAAUUCCUGGUUUCUUUGGAAUUUCUGAGCGUAAGGCUAUUGAAGCAGCCGCCAAAAUUGCAGGAAUAAAUUUAAUUCGUUUGUUGAGUGCUGGUGCUUCUGCUGCUUUGAAUUAUGGAGUUUUCCAUUUUAAAGAUAUUACUGAACAGCCUAGUACCCAUUUAAUUUACGAUGUUGGCUCGACAAAAGUUCAAUCAACUUUAGUUCGUCUCCAACUCUACAACGAAUCGUUGCAGAUUCCUACCCAGGAAACCAACAGCACUGAAACAUCUAGCGCUGAAACAAACAAAACGGCGCCUGCAACCACGACAAAAACUUCUGGAGAGCCUCAACCUCGUUUGGAAGUUGUUGGUCAUGGUUUUGAUGCUAAUUUGGGAGGACUGCAUUUGACACUUAAAGUUCGGGAUUAUUUAAUAGAACAGUUUCGAAAACAACAUUCAAAUCUUAAAGAUGAUAUAGCUGAAAAUCCUCAAGCUAUGGCUAAGUUGUUGAAAGAGGCUGGAAAAGUUAAACAGGUUUUAUCAGCCAACACGGAAACUUUUGCUCAAAUUGAAAGUGUAUUUCAAGACCUUGAUUUUCGUACAAAAAUUACUCGAGAACAAUUGGAAGAAAUGUUUGCUGAAUUCGAAGAACGUUAUAUGUUACCAAUUAAAAAUGGAUUAGAAAUGGCAAAAAUUGAAGUAGACAAAUUGGACAAAAUUUUGUUAAUGGGUGCUGGUACACGUGUUCCUAAAAUUCAAGAAAUGCUUACAAAAUUCUUUGAUGGUAAACAACUAAGCCGUAAUUUGAAUACGGAUGAGGCUGUUGCUCUUGGAGCCAUUUAUCAAGCUGCUCUUGAUUCCAAAGUUUUUAUUAUCAAACGCCGUUUUGAUCUUUUUGACAUUCAACCAUCAAAGCCUUUGAAUAUAACUGAUGAAGCACAAAAAGAAGAAAAGAUGGAAGUUGACGAAACAAUUUUGCCAAAGCAAAUGAGUGACAAUGAAAUUGCUGAAGCGAAAAAACUUUUAACAGAAUUUGAGAAACGCGAGAAGGCUAAAGUUGAGAGAGAUGUUGCCUUAAAUUCUUUGGAGUCUACAGUUUUCGAUUAUGCUUCAAAACUUGAUGAAAAUGAAGAGGAGUUUAUUAAAUAUGGAACUGAAGAAGAACUUAAAGAUAUUGGAAAGAGAGUUGCAGAAUUACGUGAAUGGCUUGAAGAUGUUCCUUCUGAAACUGAUGCUAAACAGUUUAAAGAUCGAAAGAGAGAAUUGACUAAACCUGUCAAAAAGAUUCAGAAAAGGAAACAGCAAAAGGAGGAACGUCCUCAACAUAUGAAGACUUUAGAGGCUGCAUUGGACGAUGCAGACAAACAAUUUUUAGUUUUCCGUAAUAUGACUGAAGUUUUUAUUGGAGGAGAAUUGGAAACUUAUAGUAAACAAAUUGCUGAUCUUAGGAAUUUCUUCCAGUCUGCCAAAAAGGAAGUUGAGAAAUUGCCUGAUAAUAAAGAUGCUUCUUUCUCUACUGAUGAUUUAAAAACUAAAUCUUCUUUGUUAACUCGGGAAACCAAAUUUCUCUUCAAUAAAGUUCUCACUGCUCUUCGCGUAAAGGAAGAAGCUGAACGUGCUGCAAAGAAGGCAGCAGAAGAGGCUGAAGCUAAAUUAAAGGCGGAGGAAGAGGCAAAGGCUGUUGCUGCUGGUGAAGAUGAAGGAGAGAAGAUAGAAGCUGAAAUUAGUCCUGAAGGGGAGGAGGCAAAAAUAAAGGAGGGUGGAGAAGAAGGUGAUUUAAAGAAAGAGGACGGUAUUAAAUUAGAGGAGAAGAAGAUGGAAAAUGAUGAGGCUUCAAAGAUUAAUGGAACUGAUAUGAAAAUGGAUGUUGACGAUAAUAAAAAGGAAGGUCAGAAAGAAGUUGACACUAAAGAAGAUAAAAAGGAAGAACUUUGA